AUGGAUAUCGGUUUUAAACGAGCCGCCUCGCAAGAUCCUGUCGAUUACACGAUACAGCCCAAACGAGCCCAUCAAGAUCAAGCUGCAAAAAAGCCCGACCACAGCCCCUCCCCUCGUCCAUCACCGUCUGAUUCAACCGCUUCCACGUCCAGCUCCACACAUGACAUCCAGCAGCCAAGCCGGCCCAACCAGAAACUCGGAAAUGCUCACGAGAGUCCCCAGCGAGCCUCAUUCUCCAUCCAUGACUUGUUGCAGCCACCGCUCAUGCGCAGUUCUCUUCUGAUCGAUCCGUCGACCACUCCAAAUCUCUUCAAUCCCUUCCUGCAAGCAAUCAAUUUCCCACUGACCUCCAUAUUUCAACAAGGCCUUCAGGGCCUUCUGCCAAUCAAUCCCCUCAUCGGGAAUCCGUUUUUGGCGCAAAUGGCCACCACGACGCAUGGAUUGCAAAGAAUGGUAUCCGAAGUGCAAAAGGAUUUGGACACAUCGUCGUGCUCGGAGGGCGGCGAGAAAAUCGACCAAGGCCGAGAAAAUAGUCAGGAGUUCCCUAGCGACAAUGGCAGCGAUUGUGAUGACGACGAAAAUGGUGAUUUACAAAUCUCCGAAGACGACACACGAAACGAGUCAUCGGAUCCGAAUCGAAAGAAGAAAACAAGGACAGUUUUCAGCCGGCAACAGGUUUCUCAAUUGGAAACGACUUUUGAUUUGAAACGUUAUUUAUCAAGCCAAGAGCGGGCACAUCUCGCUGCCGCACUUCGACUCACUGAAACACAGGUGAAGAUUUGGUUUCAAAAUCGUCGAAACAAGCUGAAGCGCCAGGUGGUCACUGACGAGGGAUUGCCGGGAAGCACAGUGGGCACAGUGGGCACAGUGGGUGCCGGUGCGCCAGGCACUCCAUUCUCCCUUCGCCCCAUCCUACCACCAGCUCCACCCCAACGAGUCCUUAAUCCAUUCCCGUUGGUACCCGGAACAACACCAAAUCAGGCUACACUCGAGAACGCGGCUCGAAUUUUCUUUAAUCAACUUCAAUUCGCUGGCCUACCCCCAUUCAAAGACGUC
Messenger RNA from Mesorhabditis belari, 1056 nucleotides. NCBI's taxonomy places the organism in Eukaryota, Metazoa, Nematoda, Chromadorea, Rhabditida, Rhabditidae. The record is from the annotation of a GenBank genome assembly.